Molecule: messenger RNA, 1890 nt
Organism: Lizanozyma spartinae
Lineage: Eukaryota; Fungi; Ascomycota; Pichiomycetes; Serinales; Debaryomycetaceae
Gene: FET33
Product: putative oxidoreductase
Exons: 1
Coding region: 1-1890 (629 amino acids)
Biological process (GO): reductive iron assimilation; cellular response to iron ion starvation
Cellular component (GO): high-affinity iron permease complex
Molecular function (GO): ferroxidase activity; copper ion binding
Source: RefSeq, a predicted model, not a curated record
AUGCAUUCCACUUUAAUAUGCCUUAUAUGGCUCUUUUGUACCAUGUGUACGGCCAAAGUGCAUACUUUCCACUGGGAAAUUGCUUGGAAACUUGACAAUCCUGAUGGGAUGAAGGAACGUCAAGUUAUAGCCAUCAACAACAAGACUCCUUUACCCACAAUUCGAGUUAAAACAAACGAUAGAGUUAUAAUACAUGCUACCAAUAAAUUGGGGAAUCAAAAUACCUCUAUUCAUUUCCAUGGACUUUUCCAAAAUGGUUCAAAUUCAAUGGAUGGCCCAGAAUUUGUUACGCAAUGUCCUAUAGCACCAGGAUCAACAUAUAUUUAUGAUUUCAAAGUUCCAAAUCAGGAAGGAACCUAUUGGUAUCAUUCUCAUAGUGGACCUCAAUAUGGUGAUGGGUUAAGAGGGAUGUUUAUAAUUGAACCUGAAAAUGUUGACGCAUACCCCUUUAAAUUUGAUGAUAAAAUAACCCUUUCACUAACUGAUUGGUACCAUAAAGAGGCAAAGGAAAUCAAAAAGACAUUUAUGAGUAGAUUUAAUCCUACAGGCGCUGAACCAAUUCCUCAAAAUGCAUUGUUCAACUAUACCAGAAAUGCUACUUGGCAUGUGGCACCCAAUACGAAGUAUUUCAUACAAAUUGCUAAUAUGGGUAUGUUUGUUUCCCAAUAUCUCUUCAUUGAAAACCAUAACUUUACCAUUGUCGAGGUAGAUGGGGUUUAUGUUAAACCCCAAAUGACAGACUCUAUUUACAUAGCUGUUGGCCAACGGUAUGGUGUGCUUAUUGAAACUGGUGAUUUCCAUGAAAAUUUUAGAUUUCUUAAUGUCAUUGAUAAACCCAUGUUGGAUACCAAACCAGCUGAGUUGCAAUAUAUAUCAACAAAUUGGAUUGUUUAUGAUGAUAAGAAACCUUUACCUCCAGCUUUGGAGAAUAAUGAAGGAUCCUUUGACUCAUUUCUUCAAAACAUUGAUCCCUUUGAUGACUUCAAUUUAAAACCUUUAACUAAAUCACCCUUGAUGGAGGCAGCAGAUUACACUAUUAACUUGGAUUUUAAGAUGGAAAAUUUAGGAGAUGGAGUUACAUAUGCGCUUUUCAAUAAUUUCAGUUAUGUUGCUCCAAAGGUUCCAACAUUAAUGACAUUGUUAUCAAGUGGAAAGCUUGCAUCCAAUGACAAAAUUUAUGGGACCAAUACGAAUACAUUUGUCCUUCAACAUAAUGAAGUAAUCGACAUCAUACUUAACAAUAUGGAUCCAGGGAAACAUCCAUUCCAUUUACAUGGUCACACAUUUCAAGUGAUUGAACGUUCUCCCCCAAGUUCCGAUGACAAUCCCAUUACAUAUGAUCCUAAUAACCACGCUGAAUUCCCCUUGAACCCAGUGAUUAGAGAUACAGUGAUGGUUAAUGCUAACGGUUACGUCGUGCUUCGUUUCUGUGCAAAUAACCCUGGGGUUUGGUUCUUUCAUUGUCACGUUGAUUGGCAUUUGGAACAAGGACUUGCGAUUGUAUUGGUUGAGGCACCAUUUGAGGUUCAAAAGUCUCAAUCACUUUCAAGUGCUCAAUUGCAUGUUUGUAAACAAAGCCGAGUUCCUACUAGCGGUAAUGCAGCAGGAAGAUAUGGUAAAUCUGAGAAAGAUUGGUUGAAUCUUGAAGGUGAAAACAUACAACCACAACCAUUACCUCCUGGGUUCACUCUUAAGGGAUACAUUGCUUUCUUUUUGUGUGCAGCUUUUGCUUGUUGGGGUUUACUAUCCAUCUACAAAUAUGGCAUUGAAGAUGUUGCUGCUGAUGAUGGAGAAGAAAUGAUUAUGAAAUUAGAAAGUUUACUUGAAGAGAAUGGAGGCCUGGGCCCAGAAGAUACGAGACCCUUAACAGGCGAAGACUCGAAUGCUUAA